Messenger RNA from Tetranychus urticae (two-spotted spider mite), 3168 nucleotides. RefSeq lists its product as uncharacterized. The record is from RefSeq and is a predicted model, not a curated record. Lineage: Eukaryota; Metazoa; Arthropoda; Arachnida; Trombidiformes; Tetranychidae. Gene Ontology annotation, cellular component: plasma membrane; cilium; stereocilium tip. Gene Ontology annotation, molecular function: protein binding.
AGCAGAGUUUACUCUUCGGAUUGAAAUCUAUUCUCAUUUACUUUUUGUUUCACUUUUUUUGUUUUAACCAAAAGUCUUAGCAAUUAAAUUUCAAGUUUAAUUCGGAAAACAUUUGAUCAACUAAUAAAAUUUAAAAGCGCAUGUGUCGGGAUGCGCUUCAGGUGUUGUUUCCUGUUAACAUCCACACUUGUUUAUUGUUGCUCUUGUUGAGAGUCUUUGCUCUUUGUUUGGUUUUACUUUUCAAUUGGAUUUACCAUCUUUUUCGGUUCUUGUUCAACUUUCAACAGAAUUUCUGAUGCAACCUUAUACACAAUCAUCACCUUCUUAUCCAAAGACAAUGGACUCGGCAACUCGAAUUGUGCGUCUUUGUCGGAUUGGCAAGUCAUCCCUUGGUUUCUCAAUUAGAGGAGGUUGGGAACAUGGAACAGGUGUUUACAUAUCGGAAGUACAUCCAGGAUCAGAAGCUUUCCGUGAAGGAUUAAAACCCGGUGAUCAAAUACUUAGAGUAAAUGGUUUCAUCAUUGAGCAAGCAAUUCACGAGGAAGUAAUUGCACUUAUAAAAUCAUCUUCACGGAUUACAUUGAAAGUUAAAUCAGUGGGAAUGAUUCCAAUUAAAUCAAAUCGUUCAGAAACUCUCUCAUGGAAGCUGAUUGAUAGUUCAAAGAUGUCACCAAGCAAAACACCAGCAACAACCACAACCAUUCACGUUAAUGGAAACAAUUUAAAGACAAUCAACAACAACAUGAAUAAUAAUAAUAAAAGUAGUUCCAAUAGCAGUGUUGUGAGCAGUUUAAACAGUGAUAGUAACAGUAAUAGCAGUGAUGGAAGUAACACUAAUGGUCAUCACCAUCAUCAUCAACACUUACACCGAACCCAUCAUCAUUCCCAUCAUCCUGGUCCACCACCACCACCACCACCAUGUCCAGUUCACUCAGUUUGGUCAACUUUCUCUUCUAAAAGUUCUUCCUCCAAUCGAUCUUCCCUUUCCUCUAGUCAAUCAUCUGAGGAUCAAUCCUCUUGUCCAGACAAGGAUUUAUUCACCUCGUACGGAAUGACUCACGGUGACUACAUGGAAGCCCGUGUCUUCAUCCGUAUAGCUCCAGGUCAAGGGUUGGGCUGUUCAGUGGUUAAAGGUCCAUCCAAUUAUCCGGGUAUUUUUGUACAAACAAUCAAAGAAGGUGGAAUUGCUCAAGAGUCUGGACUUGAAGUUGGUGAUCAGAUAAUCGCUAUGAAUGGACUGUCCAUGGAACCAGGAGAUAUUGAAUUCAAUGAAGCCAUAGCAAGAAUAAAGUCAACCUCUCAAAUGACCUUAACAGUCCGUAAAAAGUCAGGUCUUUCACUGUUCCAACAGCAUCACAACCAUCAUAGUAAUAGUGAACAACCAAAUGGAAAUUAUUCCCAUUCUAAUCAGCAUCAUGCUCGUCAUUCACACCAUCCAUAUCAUCACACCAAUGGCAACUCGAAACAGCGAGUUAAAGCAAUUGUCCACUCACCGCCAAUAUCAACCACAACCAAUGGAAGUGGCAUCUCAAAGGCUGCAGCUGCUGCGGCUGUAGCUGCUGCUGCUGAGGAAAUUUAUCAUUCACCGCUUUUAAAUAAAACCUCAUCUGAAUCGUCAUCUUCACCCUUCAAUGGUUCAUCAAGAUUUUACCCUCCUUCUGAACAUGAUUAUUCCAUGUCUGAAGUUGAAUCCAAUGGAAAUUAUGUCAUGAGAAUUCCCAUUGGACAUGAAAAUUCUGGCAAAGAGACCAUCAAUAGUGUUGAUCGAUCAAGCCCAGGUCGGUCUGAUGUUUCUGCAGCUACAGCCAAAAUUUAUGACAAGGUUCGUCGAGAAGAGGAAAGGUUAGCUGAAGAGAGGAAAAAACUGGAAUCUGAGCAAAAAAGGUUACAAGCCGAACUGGAAAAGCUGGAAAAGGAAAGGAAACAACUGGAAAAUAUGAAACCUCAGGAUGAUUCAAAAAGUAUAUCCAGUUCAAGCACAAUCUCAGGAAGUGGAAAUCCUUCAAUAAGCUCAAGUGGAAGCACUUCACAAUUGGGAUUUUUGGAUGAAAUUAAAAAGCUUGCUGAAAAGCGGCUCAAUGAGAAUGGAUUGAUUACCGAUACAUUGAAUAAAACACGGAAUCUGGAAAAAAUGAUGACCAAAGGACCUAAAACGUUAAUUUCAGGUCAAGACGAUGAGAAUCGCAAGCGACAUGAAUUGCUCAUGGAAGAGUUCAGAGCUGCUCAUUCAAAGAUGUUUGGCUCAGGAGAGAGGAAACUUCGUGAUAUCAAAAAUAUUGCAUCAAAUUGUGAAGAAAAGAUGAACAACAAUAAUAAUAUCAAUAAUUGUAACACUAUUAAUCAACAGCAAAAUGGUACACAAAUUAAUAGUCAAACCAAUGGUGAUCCAAGUCAAAAGCAACAAUCAAACGGGUUACCAAAUGGACAGCCAAAGGGACAGUUAAAUGGACAAGAAAUGUUGAAUCAAAAUAACGUGGUGAUCAUUAAUAACAACAUUAACAAUAAUAAGCUAAUCGAAAGUCCAGUUGUCACAAUUAAAUCGAUUCCUCCGCCAAUCCAGCAAACAAUAACCAACAGUAAUGGUGAAACUGUAACCAUUUUAAGGACUACAAGUCCAUGUAAAAAGUUAAUUCCUCCACCAAUUCCUGUUAAAAAAUCAACGAGUAGUCCUAUUGUUACAAUUACCAGUUAUGAAUCCUGUAAAAAAUAGCUCAAUCCAAGAGGGCAAAGAAGAGCGAUAAAUGUUUUGCUCCAAUUGUCUGCCGAUAAUCUUAUAUAAUUAUUAAUUAUUUAUCAAAUCGAAUAUAAAAAUUGUAUGUAAAAAUAAUUGUUGAAAUAAUAGUUAUAUAUUAUAUACAGCCAUAAAAAUGGAUAUCUUUUGUUAACCUUCAAUCAAUGAUUGAUAAUUUAAAAUCAAUUUGAGACCGCAUCGAUGAGUCUCUGGAUUUGAACACUGAAAACGCUCAAAAAGGCACGGAUGAUCAACAAUUAGGCUUAAAAUAAUCGGCCAUUGAUUAACUUGGAUACCAAACAAUAGAUAAAUGAUAGGAUUCACCUAAUUUUGAUGGCUGUUGUUAACAUUUAACCAGAAAAAAAAUGUUAAGUCUUUUCAAAUGUAAAGUAAAUGUUUGAUGACAAUUUUUGCCCAUUUUGGUACUAUUUACAAAA